Atta colombica is the source of this 585-nucleotide messenger RNA. RefSeq lists its product as uncharacterized. The transcript is spliced from 5 exons. The coding region runs from base 60 to 548 and encodes 162 amino acids. The record is from RefSeq and is a predicted model, not a curated record. Gene Ontology annotation, biological process: social behavior. Lineage: Eukaryota; Metazoa; Arthropoda; Insecta; Hymenoptera; Formicidae. Gene Ontology annotation, molecular function: odorant binding.
UUAUUUUAAUUAAUUGCGCUUAUUGCAGUGAAGAUAUCAUAUCGUAUCACCUACGUAAAAUGAGAAGUCUCGUGCUUUACGCCUGCAUUUUAAUAAUUGCUCCGUUUAGCUCAAUAGAAUUAAAAAAUAUUAAAAAUCUAAUAGAAACUACUAGAGAUGACAUUGAAGCUUGCCAGAUUGAAAAUAAUGUGACUUAUGCUGAUCUAUACAGUCCCGAAGACAUGAUAACUGACUUACCUACUCAACUCGAAAAUGAAGAAAAAACAAGAAAAAUAGGCUGCUGGAUUGCGUGUAUCUUAAAAAGACAAAAUUUAAUGGAAGAUUCAAACAUUAAGGAAGGGCAAAUUCAUGUAAGAAUAAAUAUAGAGUAUUCUGAUAAUCCUCGUGAAGCCUUUAUGCACCAAAUUGCGAGUAAAUGUAUGAAACAAGUGAGAGAUAUUACACAAGAAUGUGAGAAAAGCUUCUCCCUGCUUGUAUGUAUUAUAAAAACUACUUAUGAGGAACAGAAACAUCAACAACAUGAAAUAGAAAAAGCAGAAAUGAAAUAAAUUAAUAUAUAAAUACAAUCAAAUGCAAAAAUUAAAU